This is a messenger RNA of Rhopilema esculentum, 2435 nucleotides long. RefSeq names its product EF-hand domain-containing family member C2. Gene Ontology annotation, biological process: regulation of neuron projection development. Gene Ontology annotation, cellular component: microtubule. The record is from RefSeq and is a predicted model, not a curated record. NCBI's taxonomy places the organism in Eukaryota, Metazoa, Cnidaria, Scyphozoa, Rhizostomeae, Rhizostomatidae.
CUAAACCUGUGAAGGAGGUCGGUUACCUUGGUUGUAUUGUUAUGGCAACAUUCAAUCGAAGAUUCCAUUUUUCAAGAACUUGGUGUACAGAAAGGUAACAAACGAAAUGUCGCUUCCAUUUCUGCCGGGAAAUAGCUUCAACAGAAAUCUUGGUAAAGAAAAGUAUCACAAAUCACAUUGCUUUGAUUAUCGAAAUGAUGUGUCUGUGUAUGUUGGCGAGCAUAAAUCUGGAAUAGGUGGAGACAGAUUACCUGGAGGGAGAGACAAGCCAAAAUCCAGUGUUUAUCCCAAGGGAGUUGGGAGCCAAGCACCAGCUUGGGUGGCGUUUGAUAGACAGGUUCUUUGUUUUGAUGCAUACUUCCAAGAAGCAGUUCAUGAGAAAAGGGAAGAGCAAUACAGAAUAAGAAAGUGCAAAAUCUAUUUCUACUUGGAGGAUGAUAGCAUUCAAGUCAUUGAACCAAAAGUUCAAAAUAGUGGUAUUCCCCAAGGAACCCUUAUAAGAAGGCACAGAAUUCCACUGCCUGCACCAAAUGAUGAUCAGUAUUACACAGUUGAUCACUUAAACAUCGGAAAGGACAUAAAAUUGUACUCAAGAAGUUUUCAUAUCACGGGUUGUGAUGAAUUUACAAACAACUUUUUACGAAAGCUUGGCGUUAGAGUUAAUCAUGCACGAUCAACCCCAGGUGAUCCAUAUUCAGACCACCGAAAAGAGCUAACGGAAAGUAUGCAGCCUUUGCGACCUUACGAAAAACUUGACACUCUAAGACAGUUUUUGGAAAACGAUCGCAAGGUCUUGAGGUUUUACUGCCUUUGGGAUGACACUGACAAUAUGUUUGGGGAUCCAAGAGAAAUGGUAAUGCAUUAUUUUUUGGCUGACGACACUGUCGAAAUACGAGAGAUUAUCCAAGGCAAUUCAGGGAGGGAUGCAGUGCCUCUUUUCCUUCGACGACAGAGACUUCCAAAGCAACUGACACCGUUGAACCAGCCUGGGAAAAUGACCAAGCGAACUGUCCUUAAUGUUUUCGGACCAAUGGGACAAGGUGGGAGGUACAUUUUGGAUAGUCUAAAGACAGGGGCAGUACAUACUGAUUACUACAAUGAUGCUGACUUCACCAUUGGCUCCGAAAUAAAUGUAUGGGGAAGAAGGUUCAUAAUCUGUGAAUGUGAUGAAUUCACGCGUGAAUUUUACAAGUCAAAAUAUGGCUUAGAGGAAUUCCCGGCUUUAACUUACAAAUCUGAACCUUUUACAAACAAAAGUAAAGAAAUUCCACCGUACAACGGAUUUGGGUCCGAGGAAGACUCAUUAUGCAACUGCCUCAGUCUAAUUCCAAAACCACCGAAACGAGAUUUCAUCAAAUUCAUGGAAAAGGAUCGCCAUGGCUUAGAGAGCAAUGUCCUUCGUUUUGUUGCUCGUAUGGACACGACCAGGCCAAUCGAUAUGGAUCGCAGGUUCAUCGUCUCCUACUUCCUCUCUGAUGAUACUAUUCUUGUGUUUGAGCCUCCGCAGAGGAAUUCAGGAAUUAUCGGUGGCAAAUUUAUCGAACGAAGGAGGAUUAAAACCCCUGAUGAAGCCAACUAUUAUACGGCUCAGGACCUCUUCGUUGGAAACAAAGUGGAACUAUGCAAGCAUGCGUUCAUCUUGAUCGACGCCGACGAGUACGCAAUAAGAUACAUGGAAGCUCAUCCGGCAUUGUUUCCGCAAGCGAGCAUCAAGCAGAUACUCCCGAAAUUAUCCCAACUCACGGCGAGUGCUAAGGACGAAUUCAAACGCUUUCUCGAUGCAAAUGGAGGUCAUACUUCCUUUGAGGAUUUCCGACAAUUUCUUCUUGGAGUUUCGGAGGGUGUUCUUACUGAGCAUGAAAUUGUCACAGUUGCUAGGGAAUUCGGUGAGAAAAUGCAAGAAGAAGAUGACAUCGAGGUUCUCGUGGCGACUCUGCAAGAAGAGCUUCGAAAAGUCAAUUAUGAGAGUUUCUCAGCAAUGAUGGACGCCUGUAUUUACCAAGAUGAGAAUGGCUCUGGCUAUAUCCCAAUUCAGGAUCUGUGGAACAUCACAAAAUCUUUCAACGUGCCAGUGAAAAAUCAUCUGCUCCAAGCCGUGCUUGCAAGGCUUGAUAAAAGUGGCUCCGAUGAAGUGAAUUACAAGCAGUUUAUAGAGUUCCUGAACUGGAGAGACUUCCCAGUAAUGACGCAAAAAUUCAAGCCCACGUUGGCCUUUGGUGUUCAGCUGCCAGAGCGCAUUGGUCCUAGAGAAGGGAUCUCAGUCGUGAAACUCCAGCCACUUUAUGAUGCUCUUGGUUUUACUGAUUGAGCCAUUUUCUGAGAACUUCAAAAGUAAAUAAACAUAACAACUGUGGCUGUAUGUAUUUAAAAGUUUUUAAUUUGCUUGUAUUAUUGUAAAUUAUAUUCUUGGUUGGCAUAAAAGGAUUUCUAUUCAA